This is a messenger RNA of Colletotrichum graminicola M1.001, 543 nucleotides long. RefSeq names its product large conductance mechanosensitive channel protein. The transcript has 4 exons. Gene Ontology annotation, molecular function: mechanosensitive monoatomic ion channel activity. Gene Ontology annotation, biological process: intracellular water homeostasis; monoatomic ion transport. Bases 1 to 543 code for a protein of 180 amino acids. NCBI's taxonomy places the organism in Eukaryota, Fungi, Ascomycota, Sordariomycetes, Glomerellales, Glomerellaceae. The record is from RefSeq and is a predicted model, not a curated record.
AUGCCCUCUCUUCCGUUCGCAGACCGCAUCUCCUCGGCGUCCAACAUGCGAGGCAACGGCGACAACGGCGAGGAGGAAUCGCUCCUCGGCCGUGGCCGGGAAAAGGCGCGCCGCUUCUGGGACGGCUUCGUUGAUUUUGCUCUGCAGGGCAACAUCCUCGAGAUCGCCUUUGGCUUGAUCAUCGCCGCCGCCUUUACCACUCUCGUCAACAAUUUUGUGCAGAACAUCAUUAUGCCCCCCAUUUCCGUCAUCCUCCCUCUCAAUCGCAACAUGGAGCAAAAGUUUGCCGUCCUCCAGGGCGGCCCCAACUACACCCAGAGCGGGUACACAACCCUCGAGCGCGCAAAGGAUGACGGUGCCGUUGUUCUGGCCUAUGGCUCGUUUCUCAACCAACUCGCGUCGUUCCUCUGCAUCGGAAUCUCCCUCUACGGUCUGGCCCACAUCUUCCAAUUCUUCUCCCCAGAGCCGAUCAUUAAGCAUACCGUUAAAUGCAGAUACUGUCGAAAGCGUAUCAGCAGUAAGGCAAGCGCAACGUUGCGUUAA